Molecule: messenger RNA, 1254 nt
Organism: Trichoderma reesei QM6a
Lineage: Eukaryota; Fungi; Ascomycota; Sordariomycetes; Hypocreales; Hypocreaceae
Exons: 2
Coding region: 1-1254 (417 amino acids)
Cellular component (GO): cytoplasm
Molecular function (GO): hydrolase activity, acting on ester bonds
Source: RefSeq, a predicted model, not a curated record
AUGGGACACGCCGAUGCGUUUACGAGGCCGCUGAGUUUCACGACAAACGGGACCUUUCAGGUGUCCAUCUUUGAGGAUCUCCAUUUUGGCGAGAAUGCGUGGGAUACAUGGGGCCCUCAGCAGGACAUCAACUCGGUCAAGGUCAUCAACAAGGUGCUCGACCGCGAGUCACCGGGGCUCGUCGUGCUCAACGGCGACCUCAUCACGGGCGAGAACACGUUUCUCGAAAACAGCACGCUCUACGUCGACCAGAUUGUCCAGCCGCUGGUGCAGCGAGGCCUCACCUGGGCGUCGACGUACGGGAACCACGACCACAGCUUCAACAUCUCGGGCGCGGGCAUCCUGGCGCGGGAGCGGCGGUGGCCCAACGCCCGGACGCGCAGCAUGGUGCCCGGCCGGGCGGCGGGCGUGUCCAACUACUAUCUGCCCGUGUACGCGGCCGGGUGCAGCGACGAGCUGCAGUGCUCGCCCGAGCUGCUGCUCUGGUUCUUUGACAGCCGGGGCGGCUUCUACUUCCAGGAGCGGCACCCCGACGGCAGCCAGGUCGGGCAGCCGGACUGGGUGGACGCCGGCGUCGUCGCCUGGUUCCGGCAGACGAGCCAGCGCUUCGUGGCCAGGGCCGGCCGGACGAUCCCGUCGCUGGCGUUUGUCCACAUCCCGACGGAGGCGUCGCAGGCGCUGCAGACGGAGCGCGGGCAGCAGGCCAGCGUCGACAGGCACCGGCAGCCGGGCAUCAACGACGACUAUCCCGUGGCCCAGCAGGCGCAGGGCUGGUGCGCCGACGGGCGCAACGACGGCUCGUGCGGCUACGGCGGGCAGGACGUGCCCUUUAUGCAGGCCAUUGCGUCGACGCCGGGGCUCAUGGCGGUGUUUUCCGGGCACGACCACGGCGCGACGUGGUGCUACCGCUGGGACCGGCUGGUGCCCGGCAUGACGGUGGCAGGGCAAGGCGUCAACCUGUGCUUUGGACAGCAUUCCGGGUACGGGGGGUACGGCAAUUGGAUCCGCGGCUCGCGGCAGGUGAGGCUCGAUCUGAGGAGCUUGAGGGCCGAGCGGUGGGAGGCCGAGACGUGGAUCAGGCUGGAGAGCGGCGACGUGGUGGGCGACGUGGUGCUCAAUGGGACGUAUGGGAGGGAUUGGUAUCCUGCGACGCCGAAUACGAUGACGUAUUGCCCGACGUGCAACUACACGGUGGUUACGCCUGGUCCGGGGUCUUUUCAGAGAAAGAUGAGUCCCGUGAGGCGGAGGUUGUGA